CCCAAGGCUGCCCAGCAGGAAGAGGCGGAGCGCUAGGGCGGCGCUGGGGAAAGAGCGCGCGGAAAGCGCCCUGUUUUGGCGCCCACCUUUCCCGCCGCAGUCGGCGUCUCCACUCUUCACCAUGCCUGCCGCCGGCUCCGAGUUGCAGUGUACGCUGUCGCCGCCAGCCGCUCAAGAGCGGGGCACAGAGCAGCGGCCGCAGCACGGGGAGCUGCAGUACCUGGGGCAGAUCGAGCACAUCCUGCGCUGCGGCUUCAAGAAGGAGGACCGCACGGGCACCGGCACCCUGUCGGUUUUUGGCAUGCAGGCGCGAUACAGCCUGAGAGAUGAAUUUCCUCUGCUGACAACCAAACGUGUGUUCUGGAAGGGUGUUUUGGAGGAGUUGCUGUGGUUUAUCAAGGGAUCCACAAAUGCUAAAGAACUAUCUUCCAAGGGAGUGAAAAUCUGGGAUGCCAAUGGAUCUCGAGACUUUUUGGAUGGCCUGGGUUUCUCCACCAGACAAGAAGGGGACCUGGGCCCAGUUUAUGGCUUCCAGUGGAGACAUUUUGGGGCAGAAUACAAAGAUAUGGAUUCAGAUUAUUCUGGUCAAGGAGUAGACCAACUGCAAAAAGUGAUUGACACCAUCAAAACCAACCCUGAUGACAGAAGAAUCAUCAUGUGUGCCUGGAACCCAAAAGAUCUUCCUCUGAUGGCACUGCCUCCAUGCCACGCCCUCUGCCAGUUCUAUGUGGUGAAUGGGGAGCUGUCCUGCCAGCUGUACCAGAGGUCGGGAGACAUGGGCUUGGGUGUGCCCUUCAACAUCGCCAGCUACGCCCUGCUUACCUACAUGAUUGCGCACAUCACAGGCCUACAGCCAGGUGACUUUAUACAUACUUUGGGAGAUGCACAUAUUUACCUGAAUCACAUUGAGCCACUGAAAAUUCAGCUUCAGCGAGAACCAAGACCUUUCCCAAAGCUCAAAAUCCUUCGAAAGGUUGAGAAAAUCGAUGACUUCAAAGUUGAAGACUUUCAGAUUGAAGGGUACAAUCCACAUCCAACUAUUAAAAUGGAAAUGGCUGUUUAGAAUGCUUUCAAAGGAGUUGGGAAAGGUUUUGUCACUGUAGGGGUUGGGGCCAAUGCCCAGGUAAAAGUUGUUUUUUUUCUAUAGAAAAAGGAACUAGGUAAAAAAAUCUGUCCAUGACAUUUGUUAUUAUUCAUUAGUCUUUAAGUAUGUUACCACUGGCAGAUAUAACUUCUGCUUGCUUUAGUAAUUGCAUUUUGUUGGCACAAAAUGCUAAGCAAAGAAAGCAGAAAUUUAUAUACUUUUAGCAAAAAUAUAUAGCAUUUCAGUCUCCAGGCUUCAUGAAGAAGACUGGUGAAUUUCAUUGGUUAUUUAAGCUAUUCCCUUCAAUUUUGAAAAUAACCCAUCCAUCAUAAUAUAUGUGCUUUUGAAUGCUUGUUUUAUAAGUUGCUAUAAUAAAGAACUAUUUGCAUUUGUCUUUUUUUUUUUUUUUUUCAUUCUGUAUUGCUAUUUAUAUGCUCAGUGCCUGCCUAAGAGAGAUUUACCCAAACACACCCUCUUAAGCUAAGCAAGUGUGCUAGGUUCAGGUUUAGAUGCUGCUUAGGGGGUGAGAAUAUGUAUUAGAAAUGCUGACUAAACUAUAUUUUGCCCUCUUUUUCCAUGAUUCAUCUCAUCCUAGAUGCAUUUUACAUUAAGACAUAACACAACUUAGGAUAGAGGUGUUUAAGGGUUAUAAAAAUAAUUAUAUGAAAUACCAUUUUGCCCCCAUUUAUUUUAGUAUGGUAUGGGUUCUCUAAUAUGUUUAGACUGAUAAGAAAAGGGAUCCUAAAUCCCUUCAGAGCUAAUCAUUUUCCCUUUGCUGCACUAACAGAUCCCCUGUAGUGCUGGAGAACUAUUUUUAUUCUGCUAAUUUAUGACAAGUGUUAAAUAGAACAAAUAAAGGAUUGUUCCAACAAAUUA
Molecule: messenger RNA, 1960 nt
Organism: Sciurus carolinensis (gray squirrel)
Lineage: Eukaryota; Metazoa; Chordata; Mammalia; Rodentia; Sciuridae
Gene: Tyms
Product: thymidylate synthetase
Exons: 7
Coding region: 122-1063 (313 amino acids)
Biological process (GO): dTMP biosynthetic process
Cellular component (GO): cytosol; mitochondrion
Molecular function (GO): thymidylate synthase activity
Source: RefSeq, a predicted model, not a curated record